GAAGCUCUCGUGAAAGAGGAGGAGGAGGAGAAUGAUGUUACAAUACAAAAACGAGUAGAGGGUGAGGGUGUUACCGUGAAAGAAGAAGAGAAAGACGUUACAGAGAAAGAAGAGGAAGACGCAUUCAGAGUGAAAGAGGAGGAGGAUGUUACUGUGAAAGAAAAUGAGGAAGAUGCAGUUUUUGGAGUGGAGGAUGAAGUGAAAGAAGAUGAAGACGUUUUUGGAAUGAAGGAUGAAGAGGGAGAGAUCACUGUCACUUUAGAGGAGGACGAAGAAGAGAAGACUGGAGAACUGAUUAACACAAGUAAAUACAGAGAGAGACGUGGCUAUCGUGAAUCCUAUGGGGAGCCUCAACAACCUCAUGAUGCUGAUGAGGCAGAGAAGAGUCUCUCCAGAUCAGAACACCUCAAGAAACACCCGCAGAGAUCCACAGGGAAGAGAAUUCACUGUUGCUCUGACUGUGGGAAGAGAUUCACCUCCUCAUCAGGCAUUAAAAUUCAUCAGAGAAUCCACACAGGAGAGAAAUAUUUUAGCUGUACUCAAUGUGGGAUGAGUUUUACUACAUCUGGCGCUCUGACUUUACACCAGAGAACACACACAGGAGAGAAAUCUUCUAGCUGUGAUCAAUGUGGGAAGAGUUUUACUGAAUCUAGCAAUCUGACUCUACUCCAGAGAACACACACAGGAGAGAAAUCUUAUAGCUGUGGUCAAUGUGGGAAGAGUUUUGGUCAAUCUAGUGAUCUGACUGUGCACCAGAGAAUACACACAGGAGAGAAACCCUAUAGCUGUGAUCAAUGUGGGAAGAGUUUUAUUACAUCUAACAUUCUGACUCGACACCAGAGAACACACACAGGAGAGAAACCUUAUAGCUGUGACCAAUGUGGGAAAAGUUUUACUGAAUCUAGCAAUCUGACUCGACACCAGAGAACACACACAGGAGAGAAACCGUAUAGCUGUGACCAAUGUGGGAAGAGUUUUGGUCAGUCUAGCGAUCUGACAGUGCACCAGAGAACACACACAGGAGAGAAACCGUAUAGCUGUGGUCAAUGUGGGGAACGUUUUGGUCAAUCUGGCCAUCUGACAGUACACCAGAGAAGACACACAGGAGAGAAGUAUUUUAGCUGUAAUCAAUGUGGGAAGAGUUUUUCAAGAUCUGAUUCACUAAAAGUACACCAGAGAAUUCACACAGGAGAGAAAUCUUAUAACUGUGAUCAAUGUGGGAAGAGAUGCUCUUCUUCAUCAGAACUUACAAUACACCAGAGAAUCCAUACAGGAGAGAAACCUUAUAGCUGCUCUCAGUGUGGAAUGAGUUUCUCUCGAUCAUACUCAUUGAAAUCACACCUAAGAAUUCACACAGGAGAGAAACCAUAUGGCUGUGAUCAAUGUGGGAAAAGUUUUGCUACCUCAGCUAACCUGACUGCACACAAGAGAAUACACACAGGAGAGAAGCCUUACCACUGCUCUGACUGCGGAAUGAGCUUUAUCACCUCAAGGGAACUACUCCUACACCAGAGAACACACACAGGAGAGCAGCCUUAUAGCUGUGAUCAAUGUGGGAAGAGUUUUACUCAGUCAAACAACCUGAUAUCACACCAGAGAACACACACAGGACAGAAGCCUUAUAGCUGUGAUCAGUGUGGGAAAAGCUUUACUCAGUCAGGUCACCUGAAAUCACACCAGAGAACCCACACAGGAGAGAAGCCUUAUAGCUGUGAUCAGUGUGGGAAGAGAUACUCUGAUUUAAGGGAUCUGAAUAAACAUAAUAACAUACAUGCAGGAGAUCCAGAUUGUGGAAUGACCUCAGAUACCAGACCUGGGUAGUAGAACACAGAGUGUGGAAUGACCUCCAACACCAGACCACGGUAGUAGAACACAGAUUGUGGAAUGACCUCCA
This is a messenger RNA of Salvelinus sp. IW2-2015, 1894 nucleotides long. Lineage: Eukaryota; Metazoa; Chordata; Actinopteri; Salmoniformes; Salmonidae. The record is from RefSeq and is a predicted model, not a curated record.